AUGAGUACUUGUGAGAGACACAUCAAAUGUGCGGUAGCGGGAGAUUCACUUGCUUCUCCAGAGAUUUUAGUACACUGCAUGCGUUCAGAAUGGAAGAGGCAAGAUGUGAUGAUCUCUAGUGAAUCCCCAUUUAGUUUUUCACUUAAAUCUUCAAGAAAUUUGAAUGAAAGUAUGAUGGUUCAUUUUUCUUUUCAAAUUCUAACAUCACCGCCACAGACACUCGUUACUGGAAGCGAUAUAUUAAUUCUCGUCUUUUCCCCUGCUCAUCCACUCUCAUUUUUGCAUUUAUGGGAAGUCUGGUGGCCUCUCUUCUCUCACCUUCGGCAAUUACCCUAUCUCAUUGUUGCAAAUAAUAUGGAACUUCUAGUGACUCCACAGGUGCAGCAGUAUAUGCAUAAAUAUAAUAUACAUCCUAUAUUAUUUGAAGAGGUCCUACAAGCACUAAAUGCUGCAAUGGUGUCUCAUAAUAACUUUUACCCUAUAUCACGAAUUAAUAUGAAAGAUUUAUUACUUCAAGAUUCUUCUUCCGUAUCCAAUACCUCUCUAAGUUAUUUAUGUGAUGCUUUAUUGUGUACCUCUUGUUCCCAGUCUGUUCAUGUUGAAGUACCAUUGCAGUCUCGAUGGGAAAUGGCACUGGAGGAGGGAGUUGCCCAUCAACUUAUGAUACAAUUACUGGAUGAAUGGAUUGUAGUUACAUCUCCACUCUUACAUCACGUCUUUUACGCCAAUCGAAGGACAAAAGAGGUGACAACCAUAAAACCGGUAGAGUUAUCAAAUACUACAAUGGGGACACCUAGAAAAGAGAAGAUACACAGUAAAGCUUUGGUACCACAAGCAAACUGUCAAAAACACUUAUUGGGAGAUAGGCUUGCAAAGAAUUCAACUCCACCUAAAGAAUACCUAAAAAAUCUUGAGGAAGUUGUAGGAGCUUUACGAAAAAAGAGAUCAGAACUAAAAAAUAUUGAGGAUCAUGUGCAAUAUCUUCGUAAAGGUGUGAUUGAAUUAAAGCAACAGAUAUUAGUACUACAAUCAAGAAUUGAUAACUCGAAAAAUGAUAUUGUCUCUAUAGUAUCAAACCAAGAGGCACUUAAGAAAGAGUUUCACUCUCUGCAAGAACAAUGUGACCAGAUUGGAACGAUUAACGAAUUAACUCUUUCUACACUCUCAGAGGAAACUGAUGAGCUUCGAAAAAGGUAUCUAAACGUCUGGCAUGAUAAUCGAAAGACAAGAGAAAAAAUAGCAAGACUACAUGAGAAGGUUCAUGAUGCACAGGAAAAAGUAAAAAUCCAACAAUAUCAAUUACAAAAUCAAGUAGAAUCCAAGCUAUCUCUACUACGAAGUAGAUUUGUUACACAUUACACUGAAAUCGACGAGUUGGAGCAGAAGUCUCUCCUCUUGUAUCGAUGGCAAGCUCUUCGUGGACGACGGACAGUUUUUCCGCAAGAUACCAGUGAAAAAUACAAAACAAGACCUACAUAUAUUUCACAAGAAUGGUUUUCUUUCUUGAGAGGACUUUCUCAAGCGUUGAUAAGUACAGUAGAACCUCUCUUGUCUGCGAGUGAAAAACUUCGUAUAUUCUAUGAGACACAUUUGGUCUACCAAAGGUCAUUUUUGCGAACAGUAACGACAUUACAAGAGGGAUUGCAUCGCACAGAAAUGCUUCAACGACGACGAAUAGCGGUGGAGCAGACACUGGAGUUUGCAAGUUGCAUCUUGGAUGAUUUUCUACUCCCCGUACAGCGGCACGGCCGGUGCCUGGGACAGCGUGUGGCGACGCGUCUGCAGCUGCUUCCAUUGGAGUGA
Messenger RNA from Trypanosoma theileri, 1803 nucleotides. RefSeq lists its product as uncharacterized. The coding region runs from base 1 to 1803 and encodes 600 amino acids. NCBI's taxonomy places the organism in Eukaryota, Euglenozoa, Kinetoplastea, Trypanosomatida, Trypanosomatidae. The record is from RefSeq and is a predicted model, not a curated record. The transcript has a single exon.